GACAUCAAUUGCUUCCAACAACAAUUACAACCAAAACAGACAUUCGAAAAACAAAUAUUUCCCUGAUUCAUGACCCCCUUUAAAUUGGCUAUAUAAACGCAAUUACCGCUGGCAUCCGAUAACAGUUUAAUUAAAAUUUAAAUACAAACGUCAGUAUGUUAUGUAAAUAUUUAACAACAAUUUUCUUUGGCAUUUGUCUGUUGAUGUCUGCGGCAAAUGCAACAAACCCUAUACCCGACAAAGUAUCACCAAUAUUGGCAUCAUGUGGUUCACCAACGCAGCAAAUGGUUAGGUGUAUUAAUCAAUGGGCCUGCCAGCAAGCUAUACGUUUGGAUCUAAGAUGUUUAUUAAACCUCAACGGAAUACCACUAUUGGGAGGAUUACUCGGCGGCGAGGGAGGUUUGCUUAGUGGUCUGACUGGUGGAUCGGGCGGCGGUGGUGGCGGAGCCGGAAAUAUUGUUAGCGGUCUUCUCGGACGUUAAACAUACAGUUUAAUCGCUUUCCAUAUUACCGCAUUACAAAUUCUAAAUGUCCAACAAAAAAUACAAAUUACUAUUAUGCACUCAGAAAGGAUAAUAUUCCAUGCACCCAGUAGAUUUCAUUGCCAAUUGUUCACACAUACACACACAAAUAGUAUCAAUAGCCAUUAAAGUCCGUUAUAUUACAUUUUUUUAUAUUGUUGUAACUUUAAUUUUCAUUAAUUAACAAUACAUUUAUGAUUUUUAUCCACUGAA
Molecule: messenger RNA, 734 nt
Organism: Musca domestica (house fly)
Lineage: Eukaryota; Metazoa; Arthropoda; Insecta; Diptera; Muscidae
Exons: 5
Coding region: 156-482 (108 amino acids)
Source: RefSeq, a predicted model, not a curated record